Phalaenopsis equestris is the source of this 1835-nucleotide messenger RNA. RefSeq names its product notchless protein homolog. The transcript has 14 exons. NCBI's taxonomy places the organism in Eukaryota, Viridiplantae, Streptophyta, Magnoliopsida, Asparagales, Orchidaceae. Gene Ontology annotation, molecular function: protein binding. Gene Ontology annotation, cellular component: nucleolus. The record is from RefSeq and is a predicted model, not a curated record. The coding region runs from base 167 to 1597 and encodes 476 amino acids. Gene Ontology annotation, biological process: ribosomal large subunit assembly.
CCGAAUUUUUUCCUGACGAUACGCGCGCUCGGCGGGUUUAGGGUUUAGGGUUUAAUUUAUUGAAAUUCAGGUAUCCCAAGAGAUUUAUUCACCGGCGCGGCAAACUGUUGUUCCACUGAUAAUUCAACUAAGGAGUUUCACUCGAGAUUCAGGGAGGGAGAUUGAAAUGGCCGCCGACGGUGGAGAGCUGAACUCCGACAGCAGCGUGAUGUGCUUGUUGACGAACCCGGAAGGAGAACCUCUCGGUUCAUCUCUCUAUCUUCCACAGAGCGCUGGUCCAGUCCAGCUGCAGCAAAUUGUCAACAAGCUCCACCAAAAUGUGGAAAAGCUUCCAUAUGCAUUUUACAUAUCAGAUCAGGAGCUUGUGGUGUCGCUUGGAGAAUAUCUGAGAAAGAAUAAAGUGUCCGUGGAGAAGGUCUUACCAAUAGUGUACCAAGCUCAAGCAAUUUUUCGAAUUCGUCCUGUUAAUCGAUGUUCUGCUACAAUUUCAGGUCACACAGAAGCAGUACUUUCUGUUGCUUUUAGUCCUGAUAGCAGAAACCUUGCAAGUGGAUCUGGUGAUACAACUGUAAGAUUGUGGGACCUUAACACUCAGACACCAUUAUACACUUGCUCAGGACAUAAAAAUUGGGUUCUAUCUAUAGCAUGGUCGCCAGAUGGAAAACAUCUCGUGAGUGGCAGCAAGUCCGGAGAGCUUCUACUAUGGGAUCCUCAAACUGGGAAACAAUCUGGCAAUCCACUUAUGGGUCACAAAAAGUGGAUUACUGCUAUUUCUUGGGAACCUGCACACUUACAAGCUCCAUGCCGUCGUUUUGUUAGUUCGAGCAAGGAUGGGGAUGCCCGAAUUUGGGAUAUAUCUUUGAGAAGGUGCACUAUUUCUCUUACAGGUCACACUCUGGCAGUGACAUGUGUUAAGUGGGGUGGUGAUGGAGUGAUAUAUACAAGUUCUCAGGAUUGUACAAUAAAGGUGUGGGAAACUUCACAAGGAAAGUUGAUCCGUGAGUUGAAGGGUCAUGGGCAUUGGGUCAACUCUCUCGCUUUGAGUACGGAAUACACCCUGCGAACUGGUGCAUUUGAUCAUACUGGUAAAACAUAUUCAUCUGCAGAGGAGAUGAAGGAGGCAGCUCUUAAAAAAUACAACAAAAUGAAGAGCAAUGCUCCUGAAAGACUAGUUUCAGGUUCUGAUGAUUUUACUAUGAUUCUCUGGGAACCUGCUAUCAGUAAACAGCCAAAGGCCCGCUUGACGGGUCACCAACAGCUUGUAAACCAUGUAUGCUUCUCUCCUGAUGGACAAUGGUUGGCUAGUGCUUCAUUUGACAAAUCGGUCAAGUUGUGGAAUGGGGUCACUGGGAAAUUUGUUGCAUCCUUCAGAGGACACGUUGGACCAGUAUAUCAGAUCAGCUGGUCAGCCGAUAGCAGGCUUCUUCUGAGUGGAAGUAAAGACUCUACGCUUAAGGUUUGGGAUAUCCGAACACAAAAGUUAAAGCAAGAUCUUCCAGGUCACGCAGAUGAGGUUUUUGCUGUGGAUUGGAGUCCAGAUGGUGAGAAGGUUGCAUCUGGUGGCAAGGACAGGCAAUUAAAAUUGUGGAUGGGCUAAAAAGGAAUCAAGUGAUGUGCUGAAGGGCACUAAACUGCUGUAUUACAUAUCAUUCACUUCCCAUAAUUUUCUAAUAUUUAAAAUGUCUGUUGUAAUUAUUGUUUUGUGGGUUUCAUUUUUAAACCAUGUGAGUUCAAACUGCUGUGUAGGAGGCAGAGAUUUGGGUUAAUAUGGCUUAUUGAUUGUGAACAGUAUCUUUAUUGUAUUCAUGAAAUGAAAUUAAAGUUAUUUGUUAGAA